Messenger RNA from Rhizoctonia solani, 342 nucleotides. Its product is annotated as Lipase. NCBI's taxonomy places the organism in Eukaryota, Fungi, Basidiomycota, Agaricomycetes, Cantharellales, Ceratobasidiaceae. The coding region runs from base 1 to 342 and encodes 113 amino acids. The record is from RefSeq and is a predicted model, not a curated record. The transcript has 4 exons.
AUGGAGACCUCUAUAGAAGCGUCCAAUGAUAUUCUCGAUUUCACUCCGUAUGCAGUUGGUGGGGAUGGUGGUGCGACUCCUUAUUGGUAUGUUGGAUAUCAUGCAGGAUCCCAUUCAGUGAUCGUUGGCAAUCAGGGAUCAGACUUUGAGCAACUCGAAGCAUUCCUUACUAAUGCCAACUUUUUCCAAAAGAAUUUGAAUUCGACGUUGUUUCCGGGGGUCUCGACAGAAGCAAAAGCUCAUGGUGGUUUCGUCGAUGCCCAGGCGACCUCCGCUGACGCCAAGCUUGCCGCGGUUCAUGGCGAGCUCGGGAGCAAAAUCUAUCACUUUGACAGGACAUAG